This is a messenger RNA of Gasterosteus aculeatus aculeatus (three-spined stickleback), 3240 nucleotides long. RefSeq names its product solute carrier family 4 member 1 adaptor protein (gene slc4a1ap). The record is from RefSeq and is a predicted model, not a curated record. Lineage: Eukaryota; Metazoa; Chordata; Actinopteri; Perciformes; Gasterosteidae. Gene Ontology annotation, molecular function: protein binding.
CACUUUGCAGUUGCACCAGAUAAACAUGGACGCCUCCCCGCCGUCAGACGUGUGUGUGGGAACCUCGGAAGGAGGCUUGAACUCCGCAAUGGAAACGGACGCGCACUCAGCCCCAGAGAACGAAGGCGACCAGGAAACGAUGACUGAACCAGAAAAAAAAGACAAUUUUAAAAAACCGGCCAUUUUCGCGGUGCCUUCUCUCGCCAGCAAACGCGGUAACGACACCGCUGCGUCCAAAUCCACGGCGGCAAAACCCGUGAAGGAACGCGGCCGAGCCGAGACUGGACACGCCGCCGCGGAGGACUCCCCGGGUCCUGGAGAUGACAACAGCACCACGGGAGCGGAUCGAGAGAAGGACGGGGACGGUGGUGACGUUAAAAACAAGAACGUGGCUCCCUUUAAAAUCAAGCCAGCGGCUAUACGCACGGUGCUCCCAUCUAAAGGCCCCCCGGUGGGUAAGUCGCCCCCCAUCCCAUACACUGAGCCGUCAUGGGGGGGCAAGGCCACGGAUGUCCCCUAUGCUCUGGAAAUUCUUAAAAACGGCACCAUCGUGGACACGGUACCCCUCGCGCAGAAAAGCUACUUCGUGGUCGGACGCCUGCCCGUGUGUGACGUCUCUCUGGAGCACCCGUCCAUCUCCCGGUAUCACGCCGUGCUUCAGUACCGGGCACAGGCCGGGGAGGGGGACUCCGCGGGGGAGCAGAGGGGGUUUUACGUCCACGACCUGGGAAGCACGCACGGCACCGUGGUGAACAAGAACAAGGUCCCCCCGAAGACCUACAUGCGGCUCCGGGUUGGACACGUCCUGAAGUUCGGGGGCAGCACGAGGCUCUUUAUCCUGCAGGGUCCAGAGUUUGACGAAGAAGAGGAGUCUGAGCUGACGGUGACGGAGCUGAGGGAGAAGGCCCGAAAGCAGAAGGAAGAACUUGAGAAGAGGAUGAUGGGAGAUGGUUCUGAUGAUGACGACGAUGAUGGGGGGCAUAAGGAGGAGGAGGAGGCAGGAGACGGCCUAGGGGAAAUCAACAAGAGCCAGAACAAAGACUCGGGCUGCUCGUGGGGAAUGGCCGAAGAGGUCGUUCCGGAGGACGACGAGAACGAGGAAAACCCUUUUUCAACAGAGUUCCAAGAGGACCAGGAAGCGGCCUACCUGAAGGACCCAAAGAAGGCCUUGCAGGGCUUCUACGACAGGGAAGGAGAGGAGCUAGAGUUUGAGUAUGAAGACCAAAGUCACGGCACGUGGCUCUGCAGGAUAAAGCUCCCGGUAGACGACGCCGCGGGCCGGCAGCUGGUCGCCGAGGCGACCCACACCGGCAAGAAGAAAGAUGUGGCCGUCCAGUGCUGCCUGGAGGCAUGUCGAAUGCUGGAAGCCAGAGGGCUGCUCCGCCAGGAAGCAGUGUCUCGCAAGCGCAAGAAGAAGAACUGGGAAGACGAGGACUACUACGACAGCGAUGACGAUACCUUCCUGGAUCGAACUGGCACCGUGGAGAGGAAGAGGCAGGAGAGAAUGAAAAAGGCAGGAAAGGUCGAGGAGCGGCCCCAGACCUACGAGUCACUGGUGGCCAAACUAUCGGAGGUGGAGACUGAGCUGGCGGAGGCUCAGAGAAAGCUCAGCGGCGGGAGGGGCGACUCCUCCGGCUCCUCGGCCGAAGACCCGCUGGACGCCUUCAUGACCGCGGUGCGGAGUGAGGCGGCGAUUGACGCCGUGGAGCGCAGGAAGCUCCACGUGCGCGUGGCCGACCUUCGCAAAGACGCGCAGAGGCUGCGCAAGCUGGUGGAGCUCACGCGGCCCGCCCGGAUGCCCUCGCUGCUGCCGAGUGGUAGCUCGGAGCCAGAGACGCCCAAAAAGACCUUACCGCUGUUCGGAGCCAUGAAGGGGGGAAGCAAAUUCAAACUGAAGACCGGCACCAUUGGGAAGUUGCCUCCGAAGCGGCCCAACUUGCCCGCCGAGCUCUUCAACAUGAAAGAACUUCCACCCAGUGGAGAAGAGGAGGAAGAGGAAGAGGAAGAGGGGGAGGAAGGGGCCGAGGGAAAUGAGGAUAAGGAGUAUGCGGCUAUUACUGAGACCAACUCUGAGGAGUCUGGCGUGUCUCUGUCGGUGCAGCAAAGACGGGAACCCCCGCGCUCACAAGAGCCCAAAGAGCGCAGCGGCACACCGACAGAAGGCGAGGAGUCCGCUGAGGGAGUGGAGCAGGACUCUCAACGCAAGGAGGGCCCCUCGCUGGCUCCAGAGUCCAAAGCGGGAGGCGAUGGAGGUCCAGCAGCAGAGCCCAGCCCCAGAAAGAAGGUGAAGAAGAAAGUGAUGGGCCCCAGCAGGCCCCCAAAGCAGCCCUCGGGACCGUAUCCAGAGGACGACCCUGAUUACUGCGUCUGGGUGCCUCCCACAGAUCAGAGUGGAGACGGACGAACACACCUGAACGACAAGUACGGCUACUGAGGGAAAACCUGAGGGAGGGAGCUUGUGUCUCUGCUCCACCAGCUCUUAUCUGAAGAUAAAUCCUCCUGGGCUCUGACGGCCCGGCUCAGUCCUCAUGUGUCGUUCAGCCUAGAAAAAAACCUAAUUGCCGCAACUUUCAUUCUUUCUUUUUUUUGUUGGGAGUGGGAGCGUUGGCCUUCUCCGCUCUGGGAUCAACAAAGAGCACAGCGUUUUGAUCCACAUUAAACCGACCGCGGCGUUCCGCCUUCCGCUGGCACCUUUUCACCCAUAACAGUGAUAGAGAUGGGCUGUUUUAAAAAAAAUACAUUAAAUCUCACUUCGUCCAAGCAGAAAAUAGAGAAGGGACAGAAGAGGAACUGUUCGUAAUUCAGCUUUCUGCUGUGCAGCUGCUCCUCCUGCAGUUAAACCCACCUGACAUCUGAUCCAUAUCCCUCCCCUGGUUUGGCUUCCUUUUUUAUUCCUCAGAAGGCGUGUGUGAGGGAGAGAGUUGAAGCCAUUUUUAUGACCAUCUGGACACUUGGAUGGGUUACUGGAUCAAACGCAAGCUGAUGAGGACUCUCGCUAAGUGGAGUGUGUGUGUGUGUGUGUCCACGCACGCCCACACACACCUUUUCAGAGUUCUUUUUAACAGGAUUGUCUUUGUGAGGGAGCCAGCCAUUGUGGUGUUUGCCUAGAGCAGGAUUUCUCGCUGUGAGAUCCCACUCAGUGCUCUUCUGUUUGCUUUACCACUCUCCUCUUUCCUGUUGGGAAGGUAAAUAAACAGUUUUGUUAUAUAAGUGUAAAAUAAAAAUUGUCAGUACAAAGCC